GGCUAUUUCUGCUCAAAACAAAAAGUCGCAAAGCGGCACUGCCAGAAACAUGCUCGUGCCACCGCUCGGCCUCCUCUGCGCCAUAUGUCUCGUGACGCUGGCUCACGACCCGCAUGCGAUUGAUUCUACACGCCAUGAUGUACUACCGGCAGCAGACCAGCGACCGUGCAGCAUCGCGGACGUCUACAACGAGGCGAGAAAGCGAAUGCAAGCCGCCGAUGCGACAAUGUCGGCCGCGCUCCGCCCUCGACGAGGAGACACAAUCUUGUUUCCGGAAGACGCUCCCGAAGCAAAGUGGUCCUACGGCAGGUAGCCACCGUGUGCAUCAAGCAACGACAAGUCCGACGAUCGAUUUUGCAGAACUCACCGUGUCCGCACGCAGUCUGCAUGGUGUUUAUGAAAAGAGAAGAGGCUGUGUGCGGAACCACGUGCAAGUGCGUUGUAUGUAGAUUGGCAAGGAAUCUUCUAUAAAGGGCAGUGGCGAUUGAUAACGACGCUGCUUUCACUACAGAUACC
Saprolegnia parasitica CBS 223.65 is the source of this 516-nucleotide messenger RNA. RefSeq lists its product as hypothetical. NCBI's taxonomy places the organism in Eukaryota, Oomycota, Saprolegniomycetes, Saprolegniales, Saprolegniaceae. The record is from RefSeq and is a predicted model, not a curated record. The coding region runs from base 114 to 449 and encodes 111 amino acids. The transcript has 2 exons.